AUGCCAUUCCACGGACAGUACACCGUCGAGAAGGUCCGAUACCCUUCCCAUGGCGAGACCAUCGGCGAACAAGCACCGCUGCAAUACGCGACCCGGCUCGCGGAUGAAGGCUAUGCAGCCUUGAUCUUUGACCCACGCACCGUGGGCGAAAGCACCGGCCAGCCGCGACGACUGGAAAAUCCCAAAAUGAAAAACGAAGACAUUGUCGCGGGCCUUGACUAUCUUUCGACUCGCGGCGACGUGGAUGCCUCCCGGCUUCUUCUGGUCGGCAUCUGCCAAGGCGGGCCGGAGUCUCUAGAUGUCGCAUCCUACGACAGCCGGGUAACAGGCGUGGCCUCGGUGACGGGGUACUACCGCGACCAUGAAACAGACGUGUAUAUGAUCUGCGCCGGGUGCGUGUCGGCAGAGCCCGGUGCAGACAUCUCGGCCAUGAAGCUGCCAACGCCCGAACAGGGCGAGGCACUGUAUCGAAAUCGGUUGGAGAGGGCGAAGAAGGCCCGGGAAGUGUAUGAAAAGACCGGUGAAGUCGUCUACCAGCCACUGGUGGAUCCGCAGGUGGCGGACCCCAAUAUCGGGUCUCUGGCGGCCCUCCCCGGGCCGAUUGUCUGGUCGUGGUACGGACCCUGGACGUUGAAGGGGUUUGAGAACCGGUACGCAGUCAUGAGCGACCUGGACCAUUUCGGGUAUACCACGGUCCCGGGCGUGGCGAAGCUCAUGAAACCGGCGCUGCUCAUCCACGGGGACAAUUGCAUGAAUGCAGCGGCUGCAAAGCGUCACUACGAGUCCAUUCCCACGUCCCAGAAAAAGAUGAUCUGGAACAACGAGGUCUCCCACUUUCAGCACUAUGAUCAACCGGACUGCGUGGAUCGCAAUGUAGCAGAAAUUGCGGCGUGGUUCGCCGAAACUAAAUAG
This is a messenger RNA of Penicillium alfredii, 912 nucleotides long. RefSeq names its product alpha/beta hydrolase. NCBI's taxonomy places the organism in Eukaryota, Fungi, Ascomycota, Eurotiomycetes, Eurotiales, Aspergillaceae. Gene Ontology annotation, molecular function: hydrolase activity. The transcript has 2 exons. The record is from RefSeq and is a predicted model, not a curated record. The coding region runs from base 1 to 912 and encodes 303 amino acids.